GCAGAAACACACUGCGCUUUAUUUCUCUGAUUCUUCUCCACAAACAAACUUCACGCGCCGUCUGAUCGAUAACCAAUCAGUUUGAUAUCGAUAAGUGACGUCACGCAGUCUGAGAGGAGUUUUAUUUUGAAGUGUUUCCUGUCUCUUGGGUGAGUUACGGUACCGGCCCGGUGUGGUCCGAGCGGCGGGUAUAAAACAGCUGAUCGAUCACAGCUGAUCACUGAGGACAGAUGGAGCAGCGAGGCUCGGAACCAGGACUGGUUCUGGUCUUCUGCGGGAAAAGGAAGUCCGGGAAAGACUUUGUGACGGACCUGAUCCUGAACCGUUUAGGAGCAGAUGUUUGCUGCAUCCUGCGUCUGUCCGGUCCUCUGAAACACCAAUAUGCUGAGGAACACAGUCUGGACCUGGACCAGCUGCUGGGUCCUGGUCUCUAUAAGGAACAGUAUCGGGCCGAUAUGAUUCGCUGGGGAGAAGACCGACGGCGCCAGGACCCCGGUUUCUUCUGUCGCCUAGCAACCAGAGGAGCACGGCAACCUGUGUGGGUGGUGAGUGAUGCGCGGCGGCUCUCAGACCUGCAGUGGUUCUGGUCGGAGUUUCCUCGACAGACUCGAUGUGUCAGAGUUCAAAGUUCAGAAAACACCAGGAAACAGAGGGGGUGGAGCUUCACCGCAGGUGUGGACGAUGCAGAGUCAGAGUGUGGGUUGGACAGCGGCGUUGACUUUGAUUGGAUCAUCACUAACGAGGCCGACGCCCCCUCGUUAGAGGAGCAGCUGCAGCCAAUCCUGACGCUGGCCCAGGAAGCAGCUUCAUCAGCUGAUAACCACUGAUCAAUAACUGUACUGAUCAAUAACUGUACUGAUCAAUAACUGUACUGAUCAGGUCUAUUGAGCUGGAUCGAUCAGUGAAGUCGGUCUGCAGCUCGUCAGGUCGAUGACAUCAUCACUUACCUUAAAACUAGACUUCAGUUCAGAACAUUUUAAAGUUUAACAUUUUAUAUUUUAGUGUUUAAAUGUUUGCUGCUGCUUAAAACAACUCAUUUAAAAUCAUGAUACUUCAGAACAUUUAGGAUUUUAUUGACUUUGCAAACAUGAUGAAGUUUGAGAACCAAUGAAACAUCAGAAUAUUUAAACUGCGCUUCACAUUAAAGUGUUGAAGCAGUCAUGUGACCACAGAGCUCAUGGAUCAGCUGGUAGUUCAGGUCAUCCGGGUCCAGACCUGACCUCUGACCUCCUGGGGACUGAAGCCCAUGAUGGGUCAGACUCUACACUAACUCACUGAUCAAUAAUCAGUUUGAUCUGCAGCUGAUGAUCUUUGUGUCGUUCUGAUGUUUCGAUGCAUCAGAAACUUUUAGAGUUCAACUCAAAAUAAAAUGAA
Molecule: messenger RNA, 1374 nt
Organism: Scomber scombrus (Atlantic mackerel)
Lineage: Eukaryota; Metazoa; Chordata; Actinopteri; Scombriformes; Scombridae
Gene: pmvk
Product: phosphomevalonate kinase
Exons: 5
Coding region: 231-827 (198 amino acids)
Biological process (GO): cholesterol biosynthetic process; isopentenyl diphosphate biosynthetic process, mevalonate pathway
Cellular component (GO): cytoplasm
Molecular function (GO): phosphomevalonate kinase activity
Source: RefSeq, a predicted model, not a curated record